Closterium sp. NIES-67 is the source of this 766-nucleotide messenger RNA. The record is from the annotation of a GenBank genome assembly. NCBI's taxonomy places the organism in Eukaryota, Viridiplantae, Streptophyta, Zygnematophyceae, Desmidiales, Closteriaceae.
GGUUUCGAUGAAGCUUAUAGGAGGACCAGCAGUGGUAGUAUUUUUUCCAUAACGGAAGAAUCAGGAUUCAGGAGGACUUGGCGAAAGACCGAGCUUCCUAGUUUCCUAGCUCCCAUCCACGCUUCGUAGUUACUCUGUUAGUGACAGCUGGAAGCGUUGCUACUUGAUUGAAAAGAGGUUUUCGCGUCGCUGUGUUUCUGUCAGCUCGUAUAUAGCGAUAAAGUCGUGAGCAGAAGCAGAAGUUGAUCUGUGCUUCGCAUUCAGUCAUGGCCGAGACUACGCCCAAGAUUUUUACUCUAGAGGAGGUGUCGAAACACAACACGGAGAAGGAUUGCUGGCUGAUCGUCUCAGGCAAGGUCUAUGACGUCACUAAGUUUAUGGAUGAUCAUCCAGGCGGAUCUGAUGUGAUGGUCUCGUCGACUGGCAAAGACGCGACUGACGAUUUUGAGGACAUUGGACAUAGUAAGACCGCGAGAGACAUGCUUGCACAGUACUAUGUCGGCGAGAUUGACGAGUCAACGUUACCAGCGAAGGCGACAGGGGAUGCGAGCGGCGGCGGAGGAAGCCAGGAGAAGACGUCAACUCUGAAGUUGUUGCUGCAGUUUUUAAUACCCGUGCUGAUGGUGGUGCUGGCACUUGCAGUCAGAUCGUACACACAGGUUCCCAAGGUCGACAGCUAGCUUGAAACGAUUCUAUGUCCAUUCAAACCAUAAUAAUCGAUCGGUUGUUAUGCGAGGGAGUCUACAUCGGCUCACGAUCUGCUCAC